This is a messenger RNA of Eimeria mitis, 732 nucleotides long. RefSeq lists its product as uncharacterized. The coding region runs from base 1 to 732 and encodes 243 amino acids. NCBI's taxonomy places the organism in Eukaryota, Apicomplexa, Conoidasida, Eucoccidiorida, Eimeriidae. The record is from RefSeq and is a predicted model, not a curated record. The transcript has 6 exons.
AUGCAGGACCCCGAAGACUCAGUCGUCGCGCACAGCCUCUAUGACCCCCACCUCGAACCCCAGGAAGCAGAUGGGGAACUUGAGGACCCGUCAAUGCUCCCCUCAACCGGCGUUGGAUACGAAAUAGAAAAGCGUGACCAGAUCAGAGAGGACGAGGCGGCUACAGGCGCAACGCAACACAAACACGUAAGGCGGUGUAGCGUCUUAUUGGAUUGGGUAGCAGUCAUGAUCUACGAUGAUUUAGAAGGGAAAGAAGGAAGGAGCAAGACUGAAUACAGCAGCAAAGACGAGACUGCAGACGAAGAGAGCUUCGCUGCUGACGACGACGAGUCCCAAGCAGAGGCAGAUGCGGAGGCGAAUGAAGAAGAGGAACUCCAAAAAGAAGAGCAAGUUGAUGAACAGGAGGAAGCGGAACACAGAAAGGCUCAGCCACCGCCGCCGAAGCUGCCACCUGAAGAGGCGCGAAAGCUGCUCCUCUCUGUAAGCAUCAGCGCACAUGCUGCUGUGCCCGACUUGCUAGGGACGAAGGCGCGGAAAGACCAAGCAGAGGGAAAGAGCCCCGUGAAGCCCCCCUUGUACUCAAAACCUCGAAAUAUAAAGCAGCCGACUGCAGCAAGCUCAGCAGCAACGGGUCCUGUCGCAUCUUCCGCAGCAGCGGGAGCCCCAGGGCCCCUUGCAAGUUUGCCUGCAGGGGGAUCUACGGCGCCCCCUGCAGGAUCUUUUGGGGGUUAA